Saccostrea cuccullata (small rock oyster) is the source of this 2283-nucleotide messenger RNA. Its product is annotated as myogenesis-regulating glycosidase-like. Gene Ontology annotation, molecular function: hydrolase activity, hydrolyzing O-glycosyl compounds. The transcript has 2 exons. NCBI's taxonomy places the organism in Eukaryota, Metazoa, Mollusca, Bivalvia, Ostreida, Ostreidae. Gene Ontology annotation, biological process: carbohydrate metabolic process. The record is from RefSeq and is a predicted model, not a curated record. The coding region runs from base 154 to 2160 and encodes 668 amino acids.
CCUAUCUGUACACCGUACUGUGCAAAUUUAACUUUUUAUCAUUGAAACGCGCGAUAAAUCACUGUUCAUCCACUUUUCAUUUGAAAAGCUGGAAGUAAUUUAAUUUUGUUUACCUGGAACUAUUUUUGAGCUGUGUUUCAAACCAGGUUCAAAAUGAGUCAGAGAGGAGGAAGAGUAAAACUUGGAUUGCUCAUCUUUAUCUUUCUUGUUGGCUGUGUUGUUGUCGCCGUUGUGACGUGGCAUUUCACUAAACGCUCGAACGAAAACAACACGUCUUCACACACAAGUCCACAGAAGUCAGUCACUGAAAUGAAUCUUGGUGAAACGACAAUACAAAACAAUUUGAAAAUUGACAUUAAACGUAAAACUCAAACUGUACUAUCAGGACAAUUGUGGGAUGAUAAGUUGCGUGUUAAUUUUAAGGAAUGGUCAAACACAAAUGAUUGGAAGAGAACUGCGACAUGGUCACGUGAUAGGAAGUUGGAUGUCUCUUACAAAGAAGAGGGCGGGGUUCCUUGUUAUCAGUUUCAUUGGAAGGUAACGGUCGGCUUGGAGUCAGUUUUGUCAGACUGUUGGGACAUAGGAGACGCACACUGGUAUGGCGGGUUUGAAGAUUACUAUCAACCGUGGCCCCUGGAAAAAAUGUCGCGAAAUAUGUCGGCUUACAUUGUCGACGAUUCAUAUCAAAAGAAACUGGGUGGCGUACAGGAGAGGUAUUUUAUUACCUCUAAAGGGGUUGGUAUUUAUAUAGAGGAAGACGUGCCAUUAUAUAUCAGCAUCAACGCCUCAAACGACAGGAAAGUUUGUUUACAAGCCAAGUACGAAAAAUACCCUUACCAAAACUAUAAGAAGCUCCUUCCUUCACUUAAUUACCAUAUUUGUGUGUCAACUGAUGUGAAAUUAAUUCAUGAUUUCAUGUCAAGAACCUUCAUAAAACUUCGACCAACAGAUAUUCCAGAUAGCAGUAUGUUCCGAAAGCCGAUAUGGUCGACAUGGGCACAAUAUCAUAAAGACAUUAACCAGUCUUUAAUCCUAGACUUUGCAAACAAUAUAAUAAGAAAUAAUUUUACUCACUCUCAGCUAGAAAUUGACGAUGACUGGACGCCAAAAUAUGGAGACAUUGACUUCAAUGUUGCAAAGUUUCCGAAUGCAAGAGCAAUGAUCAAGCAGUUAAAUGACAUGGGAUUUCGUGUGACAGUCUGGCUUCAUCCCUUCUUUAACCUCGAUUCGAACGCGUUCACUGAAGCAGCAUCAAGGUUCUUCCUGAUUCGUCAGUUUGAUUCCCCGCUACCUGGACUGGUUUCUUGGUGGGAUGGUAAACUUGCUGGAAUUAUUGAUGCAACAAAUCCAGAGGCAGUUGAAUGGUAUCUAAAUCAAACCAAGUUUCUCCAAAACACGUACAACAUAAGCUCCUUCAAAUUUGAUGCUGGUGAGGUGAAUUGGCUUCCAAAGGUUUAUUCUGCAAACUUUGACAUACCGAACGAAUACAGCAAACACUGGGCAAAUCUUGCGUAUAAAGCCGAUGAAACAGUUCGUCACCAAGAGGUGCGUGUUGGCUAUAAAACGCAGGAUUUGCCAAUUUUUGUAAGAAUGCUCGAUAAAGACAGCAACUGGGAUUAUACCAAUGGACUGAAAACUCUGAUUCCUACGGCCCUGACCUUUGGCAUUCUGGGAUAUCCAUUUAUACUUCCGGAUAUGAUAGGAGGGAAUGCAUAUUAUACUCACCCAGAGAGAGAACUCUAUAUCCGCUGGAUGCAGGCGAAUGUGUUUCUGCCUUCGCUUCAGUUUUCCAUAGUACCAUGGCAAUACGACGAGGAGGUGAUAAAUCUAACUCGCCGCUUUAUUCAGCUUCACGAAGACUAUACAGAAACCAUCCUAAAACUUGCAAGGGAAGCCACGGCUACUGGAGCGCCUAUCGUACGACCCUUAUGGUGGAUAGCACCAAAAGACGAAGUGGCUCUGACCAUAGAUUCGGAAUUCCUUCUAGGAAACGACAUUCUUGUGGCACCGGUUCUUGACAAAGGUGCAUCGUCACGUGAUGUGUACUUACCGGGGGGACAGUGGAAUGAUGUUCUUAGAGGGGGAGUCAAACAAGGAGGCUGGUAUAGAAACUACAAGGCUGACCUUCAUGAGCUUCCUUAUUUCAUACGGAAUAAUUAGGGAAACUAUUGCUGUAAAUAAAACGUUAUUCUUGAGAUACUAGUAUUUACUAUGCCUAUGUUUUAUUUCGGGCAAAGUAUGCCUUGAAAAAUAUAAGGAGUGUAUUAUUUAAAAACCUCGUUU